CAAAUACGUACGCGGAAAAAACCGGGGGAGGCCAAGGAAAGGAUGAGAGAGAGGCUGUGUUUGGAUAGGCAGCAGUGAAAAGAGGGCAGCAACAAGCAGCAGAGAAUUGCGAACGUCAACAGACAACAACAACCGAUCGUUGAACUGCCUGCCUGCCUCUCUCUCGCCCGGCAAAACAAAUACAUAAGGAAGUUUGUGUAUGAGAUUUGAGUUCAGGGACUCUGUGUGCAUAACAGCCAUGACUUCUUCCUUGCAUGAUCUUUCUGCUGGUUGUCCAGAUAAUAGUGAAGCUGAUGAGCAGCAAAAUGAAUCAGAACCCCAGAUUCAGUCUUCAUCUCCUGCAAUGGCACAGGCACACCCACACCCACACCCACACCCGGGCUUCUCAACUCCAAAUGUUCAGUAUGCAACUCCACAGCUUGGAGCAGGACAUGCUAUGGCACCAGCAACUUACCCAUAUCCAGAUCCUUAUUAUAGAAGCAUCUUUGCUCCAUAUGAUCCUCAGCCAUAUCCUCCACAGCCCUAUGGUGCACAACCGAUGGUCCAUCUUCAGUUGAUGGGAAUUCAGCAAGCUGGAGUUCCUUUGCCAUCUGAUGCUGUUGAGGAACCUGUAUUUGUUAAUGCAAAACAGUAUCAUGGUAUCUUGAGACGACGACAAUCUCGUGCAAAAGCUGAAUCAGAAAGCAAAGCAAUCAAGUCUCGGAAGCCAUACUUGCAUGAAUCUCGGCAUCAGCAUGCACUGAGAAGAGCUAGAGGAUGUGGGGGUCGGUUUCUCAAUUCGAAGAAAAAAGAGAAUCAAGAACAUAAUGAAGUGGCUUCAGGAAGUGAUGGUGGUGCACCCAAUUUGCUCAGAAAACAGUUAUUCAUAGAUGGGGUUCAGGAAACCCAUAGCCCUAUAGUCCCAGUAUUGCUUCAUUGUGGUUCUGCACCCCACAAGUCAUUAGUAUGUAUAGCCAUUUCCAGUAGUUGGUUUGUAGAAGUCUGCAAAGAAGAUAAGAGGCGUUCAACAUUAUCUUUGCGCCGAUGGAUUUUUUCUAGUUCUUGUACUUAACGAGCAGAUUGAUGGUUAAGUUUGCUGUGAGGGUAUUUCCUUGCUUUUAUGAUGGGGUGAUGCCUAAGUAUUGGAAAAUCUGAUCAGACCUUUUUCAUAGGAGCUUAAUUUCCGAGUUACAUGGAAUUUUUUUGGGGGUUUUCUUAGUGCUCCAUCAAGGAAAUUGUAGAAAUAGAACGGCAGUGUUUCCAACUUGUUAUAAUCAACAGUGUAGAUGUUACAAGAAAUAAAGCACGCCUAACUCUUGUUUGAAACCAAACAAAGAUUUGAU
This is a messenger RNA of Populus euphratica (Euphrates poplar), 1322 nucleotides long. Its product is annotated as nuclear transcription factor Y subunit A-7-like. NCBI's taxonomy places the organism in Eukaryota, Viridiplantae, Streptophyta, Magnoliopsida, Malpighiales, Salicaceae. The record is from RefSeq and is a predicted model, not a curated record. Bases 200 to 1051 code for a protein of 283 amino acids. The transcript is spliced from 8 exons. Gene Ontology annotation, cellular component: CCAAT-binding factor complex. Gene Ontology annotation, molecular function: DNA-binding transcription factor activity; DNA binding. Gene Ontology annotation, biological process: regulation of DNA-templated transcription.